UUCUCGGUCCUAUUGUUCUAUUCACGACAAUACGACGUGGCUGAAAAGCAAGCACGCUGCCGCGGGUGUCACAAUAACAACGAAUAGCGAAGCGCUAAUUCCUAAUCUGGCAAUGUCCAUAAUCCACCCGCCCUUUCCUCCCGCCUUCACAAACAGGCAAUCUCGUCGGCCUCAUCAACUUGAUUUUCUUCUUUUCCCUGCCUUCAUUCAACACUUGGGUACCUCGCUCUCUGGCCCUUCUGACCUGUUCCUAUCGCUGCUCUCUCUGAUCUGAAGGAUAGGCUGGUCCGCAUCUCUUAAUCACCUCCAUCAGCUGGCUGAGCUCGUGUACCGACUACGUCCCGGCUGAUACCAUCACUCGCAAGCGCUUGACGGCUGAUCAACGUAUCAUCUAAAUUGUUUCUCCAUAUACUGCAGAUCUCUCUUUUCUCUGGCAUCAUAUCUGGCUUCACUAUACCGAUUUUGGCUUCACGCCUGUCGCUCCACGACUUGUCGCUGCAAUGGAUGGGCGAGACAAGUCCCCAGAAACACAACAGUAUCCCCUCACACGAUUUGAGAUCAGUCUUAUCGAAAGAUUGCGGGAGCAGGGACAGCAGCAACUUUCCAAACCCCCUGACGAUGGGUUUGCAUCCCAAACUCUGAGACUCUCGGCCUGGAAGGGAGAUCAUGACUUGGGGCUCUAUCACAUUGACACCAGAAAGAUACUGGGGGAGUGUCUUGAUGCUGGCUUGAAGAUCAAACAUCGGCUGUUUAAUAUAUCGGUAGCAGAACAGGCUCAUGUGGAAGAUACUUCCAUAUGCAAAGCCGAGACAGAAGAAUACCAGCCGACAUUUGAGCCCGCGCCCGAGCCGGCCGGCGAAGAAGAACCCAUUUCGUGGGAGGAUAUAAAGCAGGAUAUUAUCCCUUCUUGCGUCCAUCAAGUAACAUUUACCAUUGACGACGUUACUCCUGAAGUUCGACGCCAUCUCGAUCUGACCUUCCCUGGUGUUAUCAUCCAGAAUCAUACUACCCCAGAAUCCAACAAUUCCCCAGAAACAAGAGUGUCUCGCGGCACAAGUACGACACGCAGACUUUCGAGCGAGAUUUCAAGCACACUUUCGACUCCGCCGUCUAGUCAAAGUUCCUUGGACCCCCACAUUGCCGCGAGCCCUACAACCCCUACAACCAUUGCUGAAUCAAUCGGCUUGUCAUUACAGAAUCCCGAAACAAUCGCCGGCAUCUACUCCCACUGGGAACUGAAGCAAUCAGUCCAAAUCUUUCGAAAAGAAACCUCCGACGUCACAAUUGACGACCAGCUCUUCAACUACUACCUCAACAUUGUCGACCUCUACAUCAUUGCUGAACACAUACCCUCCCCGGCCUUGCAAUACAAACUCCUCCUCGCAUUCCAAACAACAAAUCAAGCCCAACGAGAACACAUGCCGCACAUUGAAACUGCAGUCAAAGCGUUCCAAUACCUUCCUGCUACAAAACCGCUCUGUCAAUGGCUCGCCAUCAUCUUUGCUUUCCUCUGGGACACAAGUGAUGAUGGUACUUGGUCUGACCUCCGCAAAGAAUAUCCCAAUAUGCCACUUGAGGGCCUCGCAGCAUUUCUGCAUAGUGUCAACCUUGUACGCUGCUCGUUUACAACUGGUGAUGACGUAGCUGUGCUGGAGCGUUGGUGUACUGUUCACAGUCACGCCAAAGGCUCUAAGGAGAAAAAGGCGUGUGAUCAGUAUCGAAGCAGGUACACCGACUUGCUGGAGAAGGGUAAGGAGGAAGAACGACAAUUUGAGCUCAAAGAAGCGAGGGAGGUUAUUGCCGAGGAACAGAAGCGGAAACGGGAGAUGAAGCGUAAGAGAAGUAGUGGCCCUGCCGACCAUGGAUCGUCGAGAAAGAAGGGCAAAAGCCGCAGUGGAGGCGAGCUUUUGAAUUAGGAUAAGUGGAAGGAUUGAGCGAUGGGAAUCGCAUCCGAGUUCUCCUUUUGAUUGCUUUCAAGGGGCGAUUGUGGAUAUGGUGAUUAUCGAUGGGCGAUUUUGUCCCUGCUUGAGGUUUUUUGCGGGCAUGGAACUAAAAGUGGGUUGGAUGCGUUACGUGCGGUGUUACUGCGUAUACCCAAUAUAUAGCAUUCUCCUUGUUUCUACCUGGGCUUCAUUCCCAUCCAUCUACCAUCACUAUAAUAGCAAAACUGACAGUUUCCCAAAUCACCCCCCCUUCUACAUAUCAUUCUUCCAAUUUCUUAUACACUAAUUAGAAAUACCUAUAACGCAGAUUAUUCCUACGAAAAGAAAAAAAGCAAAGAGUCCCACAAAACCCACGUAACCAUGUUCCACCGCCUCCCCGCCUGUGUACACACCAUGUAUGUACCUAUGUACUUUCGUACAAGCCUGCACAGCUUACAUAACCCCUUGCUCAGCUGCAGCCCCAUCACAUCUCACAUAAGAAACACAAACUCCAACAGCUGAACCCUAGUACUCCAGAACCGUGCACCUAAUUCAAACCCCCAUCAUCAUCAUCGUACUCCCCGCAGCCCAUCACCACACCAUGCAGCACCGCCAAACAAUCUCGAACCGCUUCAUCCACCCCAAGAAACUGCGCGCCCUGCUCAUCCGCUUAUUCGGGGAAAAUGGGAAAUGGGAUGUGGUGGUUGAGGAUGGGGAGUGGGUGUUGAGUAUUCCGAGGGAUCUUAGUGAGGAAGAGAUUGGGGAUGCUAUGGUGCAGCCUGGGGAGGUGGUGGAGUAGUGGGGUUUGGAGGGGUGGAUGGAGUUCAAGAUGGGGGUGGAGUGGUUCUUGGAUAGUUACGUAUGUUGUUGUGGAGUGAAGCGGUGGAAUUUCAGGUUGGAUUAUCCAUUGAGAAAACAUCAGUUUCGUGGUGAUUAUGGGACAUGUGUCCUGAUUGGGGCUUGAAGAC
Messenger RNA from Periconia digitata, 2890 nucleotides. NCBI's taxonomy places the organism in Eukaryota, Fungi, Ascomycota, Dothideomycetes, Pleosporales, Periconiaceae. The record is from the annotation of a GenBank genome assembly.